Molecule: messenger RNA, 411 nt
Organism: Microthlaspi erraticum
Lineage: Eukaryota; Viridiplantae; Streptophyta; Magnoliopsida; Brassicales; Brassicaceae
Source: the annotation of a GenBank genome assembly
AUGAGGUUCAUGGAGAUUUUCAUCGAUGACAACCACAGGCCAGAGCUGAUAGGACUUGUUCAAGCCCCUUGUGUGCUUGAUGAAGAGAGCCUUCAAGCUUUGUUUGAUGAGCCACUAGGAAGGGCUCUAAAAGAAGGGGAGGAUGUAGCCUCAGGAGAUAAAAGAAAGGAUCCACCAGCUCAGGCCCCUUCAGUCAAGCCAUCUCAGCUCACAAUGACCUUGUUCCCCACCAAGUUUGAAAAUGGGAAGAUUGAGUACAAGAUAAGGUACAAGGGGAGAUCAAGGCCAUUCUCUAGAGCCAAGGCCUUGGUGACUUCAGAACAAUCCAGGGACCCAACCAAGCUAAAGGAGCUUCUGUCUCAAGUCCUCACUAUCACCCUUGAUGGUGGGACUAGCUCAACCAAUGCCUAA